UAGAGAGACUAUAAUUAUUGUGAGCAUAAAGUAAAAACUAGUAAGAAACUAAGAGAUUAGGGGCUUACCAUCGACCAAAAGGUUGGUGGUAGCCCCUAGAAACAAGAAUUUUUUUUAGGGUUUUUGAGGAGGAAGAGAAAAAGAGGAGAGGCAGAAGUUGUAUAAAGUAUUUUUAAUUGCUUCAAACAUAACUAUUUACCCACUAUCAAAGAUUAUUCCUUUUCGUAAAGCUUAAUCCCGUGCAUUAGUAUAGGUACAUUCUGAUAUCUUUAAUUAAGAAACUUGAACUAUUUCUUUAAUGCUAACAUAAAAUGUCAAUUGACAAUCAAAUUGAUUAAUUAAUUCAACCAAUUUUAUUUCUCCAUUAUUUUUUUUAGGGUUUUAGGUCUAGUUUGGAGGGAAAGAAAAGAAUAUAUAAAAAAAAAAAGAAAAAAAAAAAAAAAAAAAAAACUCCUGAAACCUUUUUUUUCCUAUCCAAAAUUCUGCAACUCAUUCUCCCUCUCUCUAAAACCUCUCAUCUUCAAACUCCAUAACCAUGUCUAAGCUCUAAGCUCAGUUUCUCUCUCCUCCUCCCCAGAAAAUUCUGGGGAUGUUAAAUACUUUACCUAAAAUGAAAUCCCUAAUUUCUCCCAAAACUUUCUCUCUCCUCCCUAAAUCAUCACCUUCCUUCCAAUUCUGUUUUCAGCGCCCUUUUUUCCUCCAUAAAACCCCUAAUUUUCUCUCUCCUCUUCCACCCUUUUCCCCAAUGUUGCGUACUCUUCGUUCUUACGCUUCUUCUUCUUCUCACCAAGCGCAGCAACAUCCUUCGUCUUCGCCGCCGCCGUCGUCUUGCGGUGAAAUUCAUGUUAUUGUGGGCCCCAUGUUCGCCGGAAAAACUACCUCCCUUCUUCGCCGUAUCCAAUCAGAGUGCAGCAAUGGCAGUUUUCAGGCUGCACAAGUGAAGAGCUCUUCCCUAGUGUUGGAUAAAACAUUGAAGGACCUUUGUUACUCUGGAAGAUUGAUGGAAGCAGUUGGGCUACUGUGCCGUUCUGAAGCAAUUGUGGACUGGCACACUUAUUCUCUCUUGCUGCAAGAAUGUAUACAUGGAGGGACAUAUGAGUGGGGCAAAAUAAUUCAUGCCCAUAUGGUUAUUGUUGGGUUUACUCUCAAUGAAUACCUGAAGACCAAAUUGUUGAUUUUGUACUCUAAGGCAGGGAAGUUGGGGACUGCCUGCAUUCUCUUUGAUGAAUUGCUAGAGAAGAGCUUAAUUUCAUGGAAUGCAAUGAUUGCUGGGUAUGUACAGAAAAGCAUGGAAGAUGUGGGAUUGAGUCUGUAUCACAAGAUGAGGCAUAUUGGUGUGACUCCAGAUCAAUUCACCUUUUCAUCUGUGUUCAGAGCAUGUGCCUCACUGGCGAUUCUGGAACAAGGAAGACAAGCCCAUGGUGUCAUGGUAAAAUGUGGAAUUGGGAAAAAUGUUGUCGCUAAUAGUGCACUCAUGGAUAUGUAUUUCAAAUGCAGUUGUUUAAUUGAUGGACAUCAGGUGUUCGUUAAAUCUUCUGAUAAGAAUGUAAUCACUUGGACCGCCCUCAUAUCUGGAUAUGGACACAAUGGAAGGACUGGUGAGGUUUUGGAUCUUUUUGACAAAAUGAUAAAAGAAGGUCUGAGACCUAAUUACGUCACUUUCCUUGCUGUUCUUUCUGCUUGUAGCCAUAGAGGUCUUGUUGAUGAAGGUUGGAAAUAUUUCUUACUAAUGAAGAAUGACUAUGAGAUCCAACCUCAUAGAAAACAUUAUGCCGCUAUGGUUGAUCUUUUAGGACGUGCUGGGAGGUUAGAAGAGGCUUAUAAUUUUAUUAAUAGCUCACCUUGUAAGGAAAAUUCUGUGGUCUGGGGUUCUUUGCUUGGAGCUUGUCGUCUUCAUGGUAAUGUUAAGCUGCUGAAAUUAUCAGCAAUGAAAUUUUUUGAGUUGGAGCCUGAAAAUGCAGGAAAAUAUGUUGUUUUAUCCCAUACUUUUGCCUCCCAUGCAAUGUGGGAAAAUGUGGCUGAGGUUUGGGGUUUGAUGAGAGACUUUGGGGUGAAAAAGGAUCCUGGAUAUAGUAGAAUUGAGCUCCAAAAUGAAGUCCAUUACUUCUAUAAGAGUGACAACACACACAAAGAUACUAAAGAUAUAUAUGAAAUGCUUAAAGUUUUGACUUGUGCACUAGUGGACAGUGAUUACAUUCCAGACUUAAGUUUUGAGUAAUCUUAGUUGUACAACUAUCAAGAUUUUCAAGUCUCAGAAUUGGUGAUAUCAUUAAAGGGUUGCUUUGCUGGUUGUAUGUGAGCAAUCUAAAACAUGUAAGAUAAUUACCUUUUCUCUCUUGUUUUGCUCAUAUUUUUCAUUUCAGCCAACUUACCCGAAUCAAAAUAAUGACCUCUGUGUAUAUCUCAUGUUUUCAAAGCAAAUCACUUGGAUGCUAUGCCCAACAACUCUUCUGUAUCCUUGAAAUCUUUGGCAAGUAUUAUAGGAAUGGAACCUCAACUAUUAAGGUUAGGUUAAAAUGUUAUGAGGAUGAGAAAUAGAUUUGUUGAGCCUUUGGAACCUCCUCUACCAGUCCCCCCACCCCCCCCCCUCUUUUUUUCCGCUCUUUCAUUCUCCUUUCCCAAAAAAGUGAAGGGUAGUCAAAGCAUAUUUUGUAGAGCAUUAGAGCUGUAUAAGAAGUGAAAUCUAAUCAUUCAAGAAGUCAAGAAAUCUCCUAAUAUAUACGAAGUAUUUUGGAUCGGAUUAAUACCUUUUUCCUACUGAAAUCUGAGCACUGUAUCUUAGAAUGGCACGGCCUUACUGACCUAAAUACAAACAUCAUUUUAUUUUCUGCCCAUAGUUUCAUUGAGUUUGAGCUAAUAUUUUGCUGUUGCGAAAUUUUCUUGCCUUGGAUAUUUUAAAUUUUGGCAUUCAGGAUGAAUGGAA
Chenopodium quinoa (quinoa) is the source of this 2923-nucleotide messenger RNA. RefSeq names its product thymidine kinase a-like. Gene Ontology annotation, biological process: RNA modification; thymidine metabolic process. Gene Ontology annotation, molecular function: RNA binding; ATP binding; protein binding. The transcript has 2 exons. Lineage: Eukaryota; Viridiplantae; Streptophyta; Magnoliopsida; Caryophyllales; Amaranthaceae. The record is from RefSeq and is a predicted model, not a curated record. Bases 590 to 2218 code for a protein of 542 amino acids.